Oryza sativa Japonica Group (Japanese rice) is the source of this 3037-nucleotide messenger RNA. RefSeq names its product protein DEFECTIVE IN EXINE FORMATION 1. The record is from RefSeq and is a predicted model, not a curated record. Gene Ontology annotation, molecular function: protein binding. NCBI's taxonomy places the organism in Eukaryota, Viridiplantae, Streptophyta, Magnoliopsida, Poales, Poaceae.
GACCCGCAGUUUCACAGAAAACCCCUCGUCUCUUUCGCCAUUUCGGAUUCCCCACCCGACGAGUCUCCGACCACUUCCCACACCGGCGCCUCCACGCCGAGAUCUCCUUCCCUCUCCACCGCCGGCGACCGCCGCGGCGCGGCGAGGCCCUCGGGGUCUAGGGUUUUGUACUCAGAUGCGUCCCCUCCUCGCCUUCGCGGCGGUAUGCGCCCUUCUCGUGGCUGCCGCAGCGCCGGCGGCCGCGGAGGAGGAGAAGGCGAACAAGUUCCGGCAGCGCGAGGCCACCGACGACAUGCUUGGAUACCCCCACCUUGAUGAAGAUGCUUUAUUGAAGACCAAGUGUCCAAAACAUGUAGAGCUGAGAUGGCAGACUGAAGUUAGUUCCAGCAUUUAUGCAACUCCGUUGAUCGCUGAUAUCAACAGCGAUGGAAAGUUGGAAGUAGUGGUGCCAUCAUUUGUUCAUUACCUGGAAGUUCUUGAAGGCUCUGAUGGGGACAAAUUGCCAGGAUGGCCUGCAUUUCACCAGUCAAAUGUUCAUUCAAGUCCACUUCUAUAUGAUAUUGACAAGGACGGGACACGGGAAAUAGUUUUGGCAACUUACAAUGGUGUAGUGAAUUUCUUCAGGGUAUCAGGUUAUAUGAUGAUGGACAAGCUAGAAGUACCUCGUAGGAAGGUACACAAAGACUGGUAUGUUGGGCUGAAUACAGAUCCCGUUGACCGCUCCCAUCCAGAUGUUCAUGACAGCUCAAUUGCAAAGAAAGCUGCUUCUGAAGAAUCUCACCCAAAUAUUCAGGACAAGCCAGUUGUGAAUGAAUCUUCUAAGGAAUCCCAGUCACGGAGCACAAAUGACUCAACAACACGAGGAGUUGAUUCCAUGAAACAUGCGUCUAAGGAAGAGCCAGUUGAAAGUAAACCUAAUUCUACCCGAGGACAGGAGAAUAUGGAUGUGUUAAACAAUCUAAACAGCACAGAUGCUGGGAACAACUCUAGUUUAAGUACUACAACAGAGAAUGCAUCACAUGUUCAGAGAAGGUUGCUUCAAACAGAUGAGAAAAGUAAUCAAGCAGGAAGCUCAGAAACUGAUGCAAGUGAUACCGGAACAGCAAAAGCAGCUACUGUUGAAAAUAGCGAGCCUCUAGAGGCUGAUGCUGAUGCAUCAUUUAAUUUGUUUCGGGAUGUAGAAGAUCUGCCUGAUGAGUACAAUUACGAUUAUGAUGACUACGUUGAUGAAACCAUGUGGGGAGACGAGGACUGGAAAGAACAACAACAUGAAAAGGCAGAAGAUUAUGUGAGCAUAGAUGCUCACAUCUUGUCCACCCCAGUGAUUGCAGAUAUUGACAGAGAUGGCAUACAAGAAAUGGUGAUUUCUGUAUCUUACUUCUUUGACCACGAGUAUUAUGAUAAACCAGAACAUCUAAAGGAGUUAGGAGGGAUUGACAUUGGCAAAUAUAUUGCAAGCAGUAUAGUUGUUUUUAACCUUGACACAAGACAAGUCAAAUGGACUGCAGAACUUGAUUUGAGUACAGAUAGUGGAAAUUUUACUGCCCAUGCAUAUUCUUCGCCGACCGUGGUUGAUUUGGAUGGUGAUGGAAAUUUGGAUAUUCUUGUUGGAACUUCCUUUGGCUUGUUUUAUGUUAUCGAUCAUCGUGGUAAGGUUAGGAACAAGUUCCCACUUGAGAUGGCGGAGAUUCAUGCACCAGUCAUUGCAGCAGAUAUCAAUGAUGAUGGGAAAAUCGAGAUGGUCACUGCUGAUGUCCAUGGCAAUGUAGCAGCAUGGACUGCAGAGGGAGAAGAAAUCUGGGAGGUUCAUCUUAAGAGUCUUAUCCCACAGCGCCCUACUGUUGGUGAUGUUAAUGGAGAUGGUCGCACUGAAGUUGUGGUCCCAACCGUGUCAGGAAACAUAUAUGUUCUUAGUGGAAAGGAUGGCUCAAAAAUUCAGCCUUUCCCAUAUAGAACGCAUGGAAGGAUCAUGAGUCCUGUUCUAUUGCUUGACAUGAGCAAACAUGAUGAAAAGUCUAAAGGCCUCACCCUUGCUACUACAUCCUUUGAUGGUUACUUGUAUUUGAUUGAGGGCUCAAGUGGCUGUGCAGAUGUUGUUGACAUUGGAGAGACCUCGUACAGUAUGGUUUUGGCUGAUAAUGUUGAUGGUGGAGAUGACCUCGAUCUUAUUGUUACUACCAUGAAUGGCAAUGUCUUCUGCUUCUCCACUCCCUCUCCGCACCAUCCACUUAAGGAAUGGAGAUCAUCAAACCAGGGAAGAAACAAUGCUGCAUAUCGUUACAACCGUGAAGGUAUUUAUGUUAAACACGGUUCCAGAACAUUCCGUGACGAAGAGGGCAAGCAUUUCUGGGUAGAGUUUGAGAUUGUGGACAAGUACAGGGUUCCUUAUGGGAACCAAGCUCCUUAUAACGUGACGGUUACUCUACUUGUCCCUGGGAAUUAUCAAGGAGAAAGGCGCAUUGUGGUUAAUGCAGCUUAUAAUGAACCAGGCAAGCAGCGGAUGAAGCUUCCCACAGUUCCUGUGAGAACCACAGGAACUGUGCUUGUGGAAAUGGUUGACAAAAACGGGUUCUACUUCUCUGACGAGUUCUCGCUCACCUUCCACAUGCAUUAUUACAAGCUUCUGAAAUGGCUCGUGCUUCUUCCAAUGCUUGGGAUGUUUAGCGUUCUUGUCAUCCUGCGGCCACAAGAAGGCGCUCCGUUGCCAUCAUUUUCAAGGAAUAUUGAUUAGUGAUUUGCACAGUGAAACGUCAGGUCCUCAUAGAAGCAGAUAAGCAGAACAAGAUAUUAGCAGGAUAUCCAAUCACCCAUGAAGGAGCUUGUCCACAUCAUACUGCAUCGGGGAGCUCAAUCUGCACAGAAAAAACCCCUCACGAUGCUGCAUCCCAUCAGUUAGCUAGUUCGGGAAGUACAGCUUUUAGUCAUGCAAAAAGAAUUUUGUCACACUUGAGAUUGUUUUCUAACUUAUGAUAUUUACACAAGGAACUGGCAGCUGUCUGAUCCUGGUUUAACAUCUUGAGAAUUUUAGCCCCAGAUA